GGGACAAUUUAUUUUCUUCCUGUAAACCGUAUAGCUAGUGUAAAUCUUGCUUUAAUCAAUUGCUGUCAGUCAGUCAGCUGUCAUCGGUGUGGCCAACUUCUGGGGGAAUUUAAUCACCACUCCUUACGUGGAGUAUGUGAUAUAAACAUAUGAUUGUCCAUUUAUUCAAAAUUACAACAAAUUUAGGGCAAUAACGAUGUGGGUGGGUUCGGGAUCUGAGCCUGAUCCCGGAGGUGGCAAGGGCGAAGAGGGCUCAACAGGUGCCUCCAGCCACCAGGAAUUUAUAGACCUCAAAGAUCAGUUCGAGCAGCAACAGGUUUUAAUAGCACAGCUAAAGGAAAUGUUACGGAAAACCGAAAAUACGAACGUUACCCAAGAAAAAGUGGAGGAAUAUGCCAACACUCUUACACGAAUGAGUGCGCGCGUUAAAAAAAAUCGGCUUCAACGAAGCGAGCAAGGCGAUGAGGGUACCGCCUCGGAAACGCCGGCGUCCGAAAAAAUUAUGUUGUUACGUCAACAGUUGGAAGAAAACAGGUUGCGUUUAGCUGAACGAGGAAAAUUCCAGAAAGGCAUGGAAGAAACGGUGACCCAGUUAAAGGCCCAAUUAGACGAUUCGCAACAACUCAUUAGUUUAACUCCUUUAAAGCCAUCUGUAGCUGACACCCGAACCGAUUACAGUAUUGACACUAGCCACGAAGAAUUGUAUAAUUUACUCGUAAUUAAAGAUAAGAAAAUAACGGAACUAAAUGCCAAAGUACAUAAAUUAGAAGGAAACGUCUUAGACUUACAAGAGAACCUCAAGGAGAAAGACUCGGUGAUUGACGCCCGAACGAAGGCAAUUACUUUAAUGACUGAAAGUCUAAGUAAAAAGGGUAAAAAUACCCUCGACGCUUUGGACGAUACCAAAGAACAGAUGCGUAAAAUGCAAGAGAAUUUUGUCACUUUAGAAAUGGAAAUGAAAGCCGAGAAAGCGGAAUUGGUAAAUCGUCUCGAACAAAAAAUCGCUUUGGUCACCGAGUUACAGUCCGCCAAUUUUACUUUGGAUCGAAGUAACUCGGCCCUCCAGGAAGAUGUUAAGAUCUACCGAUCGAAACUGGAGGAAGUACUCUAUGCAUCCGUCGACAAGGAAACUGGUGCUUUGCAAGAUCCGGUGGAGCUCAGCGAACAGUUAAACGCGAAGAUGGCGGAAAUAUUCGCUCUGAACGAAGAGAACGCGAUGUUGAAAACGGAAAUUAUCAAGGUAACAUCACACUCGGACAAUUUGCAACCGGAGGUGGUUGCCUUGAGAAAUCGCGUCUCCGAGUUGGAGUCGCUUAACGCGGAAUUGUCGCGAUUGGAGGGCUCGCCGAGGGAUUCCCCGCAACGCGGUAAGAAGGGUAAAAAGGGUCCGAAGGGCAAGGCGAAAGAAGUUGAUCCGCAAAAGGUUAUCGACGGUCUCAAGGACGACUGCGAUAAGCACAAGGCGAAGGUAAUGGAACACGAGCUAACAAUUCAGGAGUUGAACGCAACCGUAGCCGAGUUGCAAGCGGCUAGUCAGUCGUCCCCUGUGGAAACCGAGGAGGUUGCCAAAUUGAAGAAGCAGGUUGACGAGGGUAAUAAAAAUAUGAUCAAAAUUAAGGCGCAACAUAAGAGCAAGUUGAAGGAGUUGAAUAAGAAAAUUGAUGAACUUAAAAAGGGAGCUGCAGGGCAGGAUGGUAUCGUGGAGCAGCAAAAUGAGAUAACUAAAUUGAGGGAGGCCAUUGGAGAGUUGGAGAAGAGCAAGGAGGAAUUGGUCUUGAAAUUGGAAACGGCGUUACCUUUUGGAUAA
This is a messenger RNA of Photinus pyralis (common eastern firefly), 1807 nucleotides long. Its product is annotated as myosin-9-like. The record is from RefSeq and is a predicted model, not a curated record. Bases 197 to 1807 code for a protein of 536 amino acids. NCBI's taxonomy places the organism in Eukaryota, Metazoa, Arthropoda, Insecta, Coleoptera, Lampyridae. The transcript is spliced from 4 exons.